Messenger RNA from Siniperca chuatsi (mandarin fish), 2685 nucleotides. RefSeq names its product cornichon family AMPA receptor auxiliary protein 3 (gene cnih3). Gene Ontology annotation, cellular component: synapse; dendrite. NCBI's taxonomy places the organism in Eukaryota, Metazoa, Chordata, Actinopteri, Centrarchiformes, Sinipercidae. Gene Ontology annotation, biological process: regulation of AMPA receptor activity; vesicle-mediated transport. The record is from RefSeq and is a predicted model, not a curated record.
CACACCGGGUGCUGCUCUUUUAAAUCCACCUGUUCACGCUCCUUCCUGCGCUAUCUGAUAGGUUUGUCAGGAAGAGAAAACAGCAUUUAUUAACGCUUUGUGCAUGAAGUGACGAGGAUCUCCUCUCAUAACACCAUGACAGCACAAAUACAGCAAAGCUCCUUUUGCCGCUGCUGAAUGGAUUACCUUUAAAUUCACCUCUCCCGGAUGGUUUUGCGCAUAACCUCCUCAUCUCUGAGAAGACCGCUGCCUUUCUAUGAUUAGCCUACAUGAUCACCUCACCAACACUGUGGACACUGAUCGCUGAUCAUGCCAAGUGCACUGAUUUGAUACCAGCUUUGACUUCAGAGUCACAUCACCGCUGCUGGGUGGACGCACAGCUGAUUAUCUGGAGAGGUUUUCUGCAACAAUUUGUUGCAAACAUUGUGAGGGGCGAAGACAUGGUGCCGUGAGAACUUUAUUCCUGAUUCCCCCCCUUUUUUCCUCUUUUCGUUUUAGAUGUUUGUCAGCGGGAUCGUGCUUUAUUGGGAAAUUCCACCGUUUCCCCUUUCAAUUAUGUUCACUUUUGCUGCCUUCUGCUACAUGCUGUCUCUGGUCCUCUGUGUGUCCCUGAUCUUCUUUGCAAUAUGGCACAUAACAGCUUUUGAUGAGCUCCAGGCUGACUUCAAGGUGCCGAUCGAUCAGGGCAAUCCACUCCAUGCGAGAGAGAGACUGCGGAACAUUGAGAGGAUCUGUAAUCUGCUGAGGAAGUUGGUGCUGCCAGAGUACUCUAUCCAUGGACUCUUCUGCAUCAUGUUCCUGUGUGCCCAGGAGUGGUUGACUGUGGGCCUCAACAUCCCCCUGCUCUUUUACAACACAUGGAGGUACUUCCAUUCCCCAACGGACACAAAGGAGCUGCUCUAUGACCCAGCAUCCGUGAUGAACGGUGACACGCUCAAGUUCUGCCUGAAGGAGGCCUGGUGCAAGCUGUCCUUCUUUGUCCUCUCCUUCUUCUACUAUCUCUACUGUAUGAUCUACUCCUUGGUUACCUCAUAAGUGAUUUAUCAGCAACUGGAGAGAAACAAAAAAAACCUCUGGAUACAUAGACUGCCGUUGUCUCGGUCUAGAGUUGAAAAACAGGAUAUUUAAAUAUAGAGAAGAGAAAGAAAAAAUCAUUUUUUGCUGUGAAGCCAAACAAUGAACUGGAUGGGGCUCGAAGCUUCUUUUCUGCUUCUUCCCCUUAAGAAGGAAGGACAUGUUUUAUGAUCGACUGUAUAUAAAAACUGAAGACUAAAACUCCUGUUUACAGUUUGACUGGUUAUAGAGAGACCCGAGUUAAUCACUGCCGGGCCAACAUUUGUACCACACACACACACACACACACACACACACACACAUUAACACACAGCCUCCUCUGGAGUGGUACUUACUGUACAGUAGCAAUGCUGAUAGCCCAGAGGACAGUAGUGUUUGCAGUCUCAGGCACAGCUUGGUGAAGCACUGUCUAGCCCAGCACAGCUCACCAACCCUCAGUCAUGCCCCCUCGAUGCCUCACCAACUGUAGCUUCACCGGUGAGUCAGAAACGAGGGAUAGAUGGACGAGUGGAUGGACGGAUCACACUGUACAGAAAACCGCUCCAUGGCCUGUGGGUUUUUCUUUCUAACAUUACAUGAAUGGCUUUUGUGACGUGUGCAUUUUGGUGUAUUGUUUAACAAAAGGCAUUUCUAAUUGAAUUAUGAUCUGAGGCUAAAGGUAUUCUGUACAGCAAAUGCCUUCUUAGUGUUGUCCUAGUGUCGUUCUAUUGUGGGAAACUUUUCUAAAACUCAAACAAAAAACUGACACCUGUCGAAGCUUUUAUAGUAGACGAGCACACAUUCUUUGCACAAAUAGUUUUUGAUCUUGCACAAUAUUUGCAAUAUUUGGCUAUAUAUUAGAGAUAAUUUAUGAUAGUCUAGCCACACAGGUGAAGGUCUUCCAACAUGUAAAGAACUAUCCAGCCCUAUUUGAAGAUGGGGCGACAAUGUGAAUCUUUUCUAGCUUGAUUUACACCAUGGACCAAAAUGUUGUCUUUCCAGUAUUUAAAUUGAUUUAUUUAUGUCUAUUUGUGAGAUACUGAUGGCUUGCCUCCAUGCUUUAUCUUAAAUGAAAUAUUAUUUUCCAAUGUAACCACACCAUGAUAAGAAUAAGCAGUGAAUAAAGGAGAAGCUUAGAAAGGUGCCCAGCAUUAAUCUGUCUCUCUCUGAUUUGAAUUAAAUCAACUGUAGCAGAUGAUGCAAAUAACAUAUGAGAAACUGAGCUGUCUGAGAAUAUUGAGAUACUACUGUAUAAUGAUUCCCAGAAAGAAAGUUGCUCCCUUCCAUAUACAGAUCAGAGGUCAAAGGUCAGGCUCAGCUACAGUAGCAUCAUCCCUGUAGCUGGAAUGAAUUUAGUGUCUUGCUCACAGACAUUUCAGCAGGGCAGGUGCUUGAAUCUGCAUCUUCCAUGUGUAGCACAGUUUUCUAACCGCCAGGCCACUCUUUAGAUCUUCAUCAUCUUUACACGAUGAGCUCACUUCGUAAGCAGCUACUCAAGGAGCAGACAGGAAUGCCCAAUUCUUGUUGUUUUCUCUUAUUACUACAUUCUAAUUCAAGCAUUUUCUAUAUUUACUGUGUAUGUGACCAACCAGGUUGAACUUGUUUUCUGAAAUAAAAUAUUUUAAAAUCAAA